Messenger RNA from Micropterus salmoides (largemouth bass), 2183 nucleotides. Its product is annotated as coiled-coil domain-containing protein 106-like. NCBI's taxonomy places the organism in Eukaryota, Metazoa, Chordata, Actinopteri, Centrarchiformes, Centrarchidae. Gene Ontology annotation, cellular component: nucleoplasm. The record is from RefSeq and is a predicted model, not a curated record. The coding region runs from base 939 to 1985 and encodes 348 amino acids. The transcript has 6 exons.
CAUUCCCUUGUUUCAUUGAUUAUUGGGGGAAGAUAUUAUAUAAUAUAAGAUGGAUAAGACAAGAUAAGAUCAUUUGUAUGUGGCUGGGUGCGUUGAUCCACCCCGGCCACUAGAGGUCAGUGUUCAUCAUCACAUAGUGAUGGGAGACAGCAGUUCCUCCUCCUGUCCAGGUCCUGGCAGUAAAGCGACUUUGACGUUGGGUUCUGUCGAUGUUAAACCUUCCAGACAAAGAAUGUGAUAAUUAAGCAAAUGCUGUACAUAUAUGAUAUUCAUGAUACAUUAUUUGCGUCAUAACAAGAUGGAACGGGGAAAUUAUUAUAGAGACCAAAACCGUUUUUGUACCCGGCUGUAAACAUUGUUUAUUUCUGCUGUAAAUCUGUUUCUUUUAACGUUAGGAUUUAUGGUAAUUAACCAUUGAGUCGCAUUUGGAGCCAGGCUCGAGUGGCCGUUUUGGCUUUUCCGCGUUGGCUUUUCCAGUCACCGAGGUUACUGCUUGCGUGAACCCUACCUGGACUCACAGCUGGAAUGUUUUAAUUACUAAUAAAAGAGGUUUCUAUCAUGACCGACCCAGUUCAGACCACCUCUGACAGUCUGUGUAAACUCGUCCGCUGGGCUCACAGCCACGGCACCAUCUGCAACCUCAUCCCAGCCUGCAGCACCUCACUUGUGGUACCUAUGGUAACGUACUUACACUGGAGGCCAUACCCCAUGCCAGCAGUGUCCCUGUCGCCGUUUGGGGUUGUGGUGCUGGACACGCCUACCAUUGGCCCCUCAGUGACCGUAGCAACGGCUGCGGAGGCUCAGCGAAUACCAGCCAGGGCCUGGAGAGGAUUGUCGGAGGACGUCCGUCCAAUAAGGUGAGAGUGAAGGCGUCAUGUGACCUCUCCUGCAGCGAAGCAGCAUCAGAGGGGGAGGAGUUCAGCAGCCGGCUGUUUGACAUGGCUGGAUGUGAUUCAUCGGCCACAGACGAAGAUGGCGACUACGAGCCCCGCCUAUACAGGAAAAGAUGCAGGGCACCGGGAGGAGCAGUUGACGGGAAGAAGGUCAAGCAGGAAGCAACCUCAGCAGAGAAUACUGACACUACUGCAAACAUAGCAAGCACGGGGCUAGCAUUAACAGGCGCUGUCGAUAUUUCGCAGGCUUGUCAGGCACAAAGCACACACUCUCAAAUCACUCUCACACUGUUGCCCAACAAGCCCCUCCCACGCUUCCCCCAGCCCCAGCAUGGGCAGCAUCUGGGGUUAGUGGACCCAGAGAUGGAGCUGCUAGGAGGAGGCAGCUGCAUGGCAGGGACCACAGAGCAGGCCGAGAGAUGCAGAUCCGCCACAGAGACUACAGAACAGACUGCAGGGAGGCAGAAUGAGCUGGAAAAGUUGCGAGCGUUACUUUGUGCCGAACGCAGCCACAACCAGCAGAUGACAGAGAUCAUCACCAGCCUGAAGCAGGACAAAGAGCUGCUGCAGCAUGAACUCACUAAAAAAGCCGAACUCAUCUGCGACUUCCUGCAGGACAAACUGCGGCCAGAGAAGCGGUGGUCUCGCUGCUCUAAUCAGACAGAACCGGGAAGUUCACAAAUGACCUCUCCUGAUGAUGUGGAAGAAUUUGAUUCACCGCCGCUGUUUGACUCAUUUGAGGAAAUGGAGCUUCACCCUGUGGAGCGCCACCGGACCCUGAAGACGAAGAGGAGCCGGGACGGGGAAAACACUCGAGUCAGGAUGAAAAACGUGGUGGGUGUGAUAGCGCGCUACAUGGCAGCCCUCAAAGAGUUUCGCCACAGCGUCUCCAUGAAGGUGGCCUUCGACCGGGUGGGCGUGGACCGCAACACCAUCUCCCGUACAGCUGCCAUAGCUGAGCUCAGUCUGGCCGCUCCAGAGGUGUUUCACGCACUGCCACCGUGGGAUGAGAAAGAGGAGACGCUGGCACGUUACGCCAUCGCUGCCGACAGGCGAUGGAUGACAGCAUUAAGGCCAAGAUCAAAACAAUGAAGGCAAAAGGCGAACUGCUGCCCAUUGUGUCAAAGUGACAAACAGACAACAGUUGCUGACCGACUCCUUCUGACUGAACAUAUAAAGAGAAAAUCCAACACUCACGUCAAGGGAUUCACUUCUUCUGCUGUGCCAUCAGUCUGUUGUGUUCAACUUAUUCCACAAAUGAUAUUGGCAGGAUGUUGUAAUUUUCUUUGU